Molecule: messenger RNA, 1107 nt
Organism: Plasmodium gonderi
Lineage: Eukaryota; Apicomplexa; Aconoidasida; Haemosporida; Plasmodiidae
Product: variable surface protein
Exons: 3
Coding region: 1-1107 (368 amino acids)
Source: RefSeq, a predicted model, not a curated record
AUGUCAAGUGAUGUAAGUGAUAAAACCUAUUGCACAUUGAAGGAUUACAAUGAUUUUGAAAAAAUAAUAGAAGAUACUCGAAAUGUUGCAGAUAAUAAGAGUGAAGUUGAUGAAUUCCUCAGAUCUAAAUCUAUUAUUAUUGAUAAUACGGAUAAAACUAUGUUUUAUGAUGUAUGUAAGAGAAUAAAUGAAUAUUUAAAGUAUUUUAAAGCAAAUGAUUCAUGUAAUAACAGUAAAUGUUGCAGUUUUAUUAACUACUGGUUAAAUAAAGAUCCAAGAAUCAGAUUUCAUGCACAGAAAGAAGGCGUAAUUAAAAAUCUGAAGGAUUAUAUUAAAUAUAAUAAUUCUGGUUAUAUAUAUGAUAUAUGUUUACCGAAAAUAAACAAUAUGAAAAUAGAGUUAUUCGAAAAAAUACAAAAUUUAUAUGAUAUGUAUGAUUUAUAUGAGAAUUUUCUUGAAUCAAUUAAAUAUAGUAUGGGAAAAUCAUAUACAUGUAAGUAUUUAAAUGAUUUGAUUGAUAAGUAUAAUAAAAUAAUGGAAACUGAUAUCGGAGAAAAUGAUAAUUUUAUUCUCAAUGAAUUAUAUAUUAUUAGAUGCCUAAUUGAAGAUAAGUUGUUGGGACCAAAUAAAUUUUGCAAAGAAAACUUACAUACAAUAUCGGAUAAUAUUAAGUCUAUACCCUACACAAAAAAAUGCAAUGUACAUAAAGAAAGGGAACACAUACAAGGAGAUUUUUUGAAUUUUGAAGCCAAUUUUUCUACACAUGCUACUUCUUAUAAUAGCAUUAUGAAAUCUAUAAUAGUAACAUUAUCUGUUAUUAUAGUUAUAGGAGUAAUUUUUUUGUAUCUAUGUAAUGUUAAUAAGAAUUCUAUUCAUAAUUUAAAAUUAUGUGUCUUUUGUUUUUUAAAUAUAUUUAAAAAAUUAGUUCAUCAAAUAUAUAUACUUAAGAAUUCAUUAAAUUAUCUCUCCUAUAUUAGUUUACAAGUUUCUGGAAGAAUUGGCUUUUACUGUAAAAUAAAAAUAAGAAUGUAUAAUAAUAUGUGUAUAAAGAAAAAAAUUAUUAAAAAAAUAUAUUUUUUUUUUAAUACAAUUUUUAAAUAUAUAUAA